CUCACUUCAGAGGGAAGCUCGGGGUUGCUUCUCGAGUGGGCGCCGAUGGCGGGGUUCGCGGCGUUGGCGUCGAUGGCGAUCCCGGAAGGCUUCCUUCCUCGCCUCGAGAAUGCCUCUUCAUCACGUCUGAAGGCGUCCAGGGCCUCGUGGAUCGUUCGGACGGAGUCAAAUGUUAGGAAAGAAAAGCUGAAAAUUCCUGAUCCUCCUUGUGUGGUCUGUAAUGGUAGUGGUAGAAUUAAUUGCCACUAUUGCUAUGGGAGAGGAAGAACUAAUUGUGUACAUCUACCAAUGCUCCCAAAAGGUGCAGGACCUGUGGAGGAAGUGGGCUUGGAUAUUGUGACCGAUGUCUGGGAACAGGAGAAUACAGAGAUGUGAUGGGUUUUCAUUUUAUGAAGAUGAGCACUAAGCUGUCGUGAAAUAAC
This is a messenger RNA of Dioscorea cayenensis subsp. rotundata (Guinea yam), 422 nucleotides long. RefSeq lists its product as uncharacterized. Lineage: Eukaryota; Viridiplantae; Streptophyta; Magnoliopsida; Dioscoreales; Dioscoreaceae. The transcript has 4 exons. The record is from RefSeq and is a predicted model, not a curated record. Bases 46 to 375 code for a protein of 109 amino acids.